Pundamilia nyererei is the source of this 3321-nucleotide messenger RNA. RefSeq names its product RecQ helicase-like 5 (gene recql5). Gene Ontology annotation, cellular component: cytoplasm; chromosome; nucleus. The transcript is spliced from 19 exons. Bases 66 to 3122 code for a protein of 1018 amino acids. Gene Ontology annotation, biological process: regulation of DNA-templated transcription; double-strand break repair via homologous recombination. Gene Ontology annotation, molecular function: 3'-5' DNA helicase activity; nucleic acid binding; four-way junction helicase activity. The record is from RefSeq and is a predicted model, not a curated record. NCBI's taxonomy places the organism in Eukaryota, Metazoa, Chordata, Actinopteri, Cichliformes, Cichlidae.
UGACGCAAUCACUGCGCGACGAUGCCUAAGAAGAUUUAUAUGAGUUCCCAGCAGGUAGUCAAACGAUGACAACAAAUUUAAAACAGGCCUUAAAAACCCACUUUGGGUUCGACAACUUCAGGUCUAAACUGCAGGAAGAUGUUGUUAAAGCAGUACAAAGAGGUGACAGGGAUGUGUUUGUGUGCAUGCCUACUGGAGCAGGAAAGUCGCUCUGCUACCAGCUGCCUGCAGUGCUUGCUGAGGGCAUUACUCUGGUUAUAUCCCCGUUAAUCGCUCUCAUUCAGGACCAAGUGGAUCACUUGAAGGAGUUAAACAUCCCUGCCUGCUCCAUCAACUCUAAGCUCCCAGUGAGUGAGCGCCGGUUGAUCCUGGCCGACCUGGGGAGCAGCAACCCGAAGCUAAAGCUUCUCUACAUCACUCCAGAGAUGGUGGCCUCGCCCGCGUUCCAGCCCUGCCUGAUGGACCUGUGCUCCCGUGGCUUGCUGUCUUACCUGGCUGUGGAUGAGGCUCACUGCGUCUCGCAGUGGGGCCAUGAUUUCCGACCAGACUACCUCAAGCUGGGUGAACUGCGGGCUCGAUUGCAAGGAGUUCCCUGUUUGGCCUUAACAGCAACAGCACCCAAGAAUGUACAGGAGGACAUCAUUCAGUCCCUGAGGCUGUCCUCGCCGCUUUCUUUUCUUACACCCGUCUUCCGGAGUAACUUGCACUAUGAUGUGAUUUUCAGGGAGCUGCUGCCAAACCCAUACGUCCACCUUUGUGCCUUCAUUAAGAAAACAUUAUCACUCGGAGGUGGAUCUAACGGACAGGGAUGUGGGAUUGUGUACUGUCGGACCAGGGAAGGUUGUGAGACGGUAGCUCACCAGCUGACGAAGCUUGGAGUCGUAGCUAAGCCGUAUCAUGCAGGCUUGAAGGCAACAGAUCGGACAGGGGUACAGAAUGAGUGGAUGCAGGGGAAAGUGCUGGUUAUUGUGGCUACCAUCAGCUUUGGCAUGGGAGUAGAUAAGGCCAAUGUCAGAUUUGUAGCUCACUGGAACCUCGCUAAGUCUCUGGCCAGCUACUACCAAGAGUCUGGGCGAGCAGGGAGAGAUGGCCUGCCCUCCGCCUGUCGCACAUACUACUCCCCGAGAGAUAAGGAGCAAAUUAAUUUCCUCAUUCGGCAGGAAGUGGCAAGAAAGCAGGAAAAACGGGGCUUUGCAAAGGACACUGACAAAACCGCAAUGACUGACUUUGAAGCCAUGGUGUCUUUUUGUGAACAAGAAGGUUGCCGCCAUGCCACCAUCUCAAAGUUUUUCGGCAACACGGCGCCGAACUGCGCGGGGGCCUGCGACUACUGCCGUAACCCCAAGUUGGUGCGAGCGCAGCUGGAGAGAGCGGCCACGCUCAGCACCAAGAUCGGUGCGGCUCAGAGCAGCGAGCCUAAGGGAGCGUUCGGGUUCCAGCCGGACACUUAUGGAGGAGGAAAGAAGGGUUACGGCUUUGAAAGGUAUGACGAAGGGGAAGGUUAUAGUGAAGAUGAUCCUUUUAAGAGGAAGAAGGAGUUUUCUGAGCUUUUCAAGAAGCAGAUGAGCAUGCGGAAGGGUAACGACAGCAGCCAGAGGGAAGAGUUUGUUCCUCCAGAUAUCGACUGCCCGCUUAGAGAGGCCAGCAGCCAGAGAAUUCCCAAGCUCAGUGUAAAGGCCAGAGAGCACUGCCUGUACCUCCUGCAGGAGGCGCUUCAAGGCCAGCAGGGGGCAGAAGAUGCACUCAACUCUGACAGUCUGUCCUUGGCGGUGGAUAUUGAACACGAGGUCUUCAGAAACAGCAAGUCCUCUAACUUGUACAAAGCUGUGGUGCUAAAGAAGGUAACAGAGAUGAAGAAAGCGGCACCUGCUUCAGCAGGUCGAGAUAAAGCAGAAGGUGCUAGGAGCAGCAGCGGCAGCGAUUCCAGAGAAACAGAACUCAAAGAGGCUGGAUCCUCCUCUUCAUCCUCGUUUUCUGAUGAGCCGCAGGGGUUCACGCUGGCAUCUGAGGUGUACUCGCUGAAGCGUAAGAGGGUAGGGGCAGGCCAACGGGGCUCUUCUAACCCCUUCAUAACUGCUAAGGAUUUAAUAAACCCCUCCAUGUUGGAAACAGGGGCUAACAAAGGUAGGACAAGCGGCGGAUUUUUCAAUGGCUACUCAGGAGAAACCAUUAUGCAGGGAAAAGAAGCCAACACAGAUGCAUCAUCGCCCAUCAAAGCCAAAGCAAAUGCCGUCACGACCUCCCUGAGCAGCCCGACUAAAGGAGGCAGAGCCAUGAGCAAGAAGCAGCAGAAGCUGGCGGAAGCAGCAAAGAGUUCCCACAACAUUUCUCAUUUUUUCAUGAAGAAACAUACUCCAGAGAAAAGCCAGGAUGAGGAGGAGAUGCCGAGGGAGCCCGAAGCCGCUUUAUCUCCCGCUCCAGCUUCCAUCUCCCAGGAAUACAUCAACCAGGAACCACACUCACCUGCUGCGUCAGAAGGAGAGAGCAGUGCUGCACAGUCAGAGACUGAGGAUGUGAUCCUCGUAGAAAACAAAUCUGAGAUAAUUGUUAUACCUGAUGAUGACGAGGAGGACGGAGCUGAUAUUGCAGAACCAGUUCAAGAGACAUCUGAGCAGGACCUGACGUCCAUCACAGAACAAAACAAAGACGAAGAAGAACUUAAACCAAGUGAAGAAGAGGUUAACACAAGUGAAAUUCCCGGGGUGACAGAUGACAUGAAAACCAUGACGGAGUCUCCCCCUCCGGCGAAGCGCAGCCGGCCCGGGAAUGAGAGCAGCAGGAGAGUAACCUUCAACCCCAACGUGCAGGAGAGAGCCCUGCACCCGGCCACUGACUCGCCCAAGCCUGUAACACUUAAGGAAGCAGCUGAUAUCGUGGUCCGCUACCUGGACCCUUUUUACACUCAGGGAAAGUUUGCCACAAAGGAGCUGUUUAAGUCUUUCGCUCGCUACCUGUCUCACCUUCUUACAGAGGGAAGGAGCAGGGGGAAAGGCCAAGUGAAAGCAGAGGCCAAGGCUCUCAUCAAGAAGUUCUUCAGCAGCGUCCAGCGCUGUGAGAGCGAGGCAGACUGGAAGCACCUUAAGAGACCUCACAGCUGUAAAACCACAGCCAAAAGUGAAUGAAUGGGGGGAGGAAAUAUGUAGCCCUUCCUCUUUGACAGUGCCUAAACUUCUCCGGUUACGAUGACCUCAGGCUUUGUCACAGAUGCCUGCUGACGAGGUUUAUGGUCCACUUGCUGCUAUUUUGUUAUUCUUUUAAAAUGUUUUCCAGGAUGGUUGCUGAUACUGUAACUUGGGUUAAUAAAUAGUAAGCAUUAAAACA